Molecule: messenger RNA, 993 nt
Organism: Ruditapes philippinarum (Manila clam)
Lineage: Eukaryota; Metazoa; Mollusca; Bivalvia; Venerida; Veneridae
Product: fucolectin-like
Exons: 7
Coding region: 139-936 (265 amino acids)
Source: RefSeq, a predicted model, not a curated record
AUACUAUAUAUAAAUUUAGGUGACAAUAGAACAAAUCAGAGAAUAGUUUAUAUAUCAACCUUUAACCAUUGAAUCCAGACUUGGUGUUUAACUAUUUGUACUAAAUAAGUAUUUAAGUUUUCCUUUACAGAUACUAAAAUGAACCAAUUAAUUAUCGUGUUUUGGGCUUGUUUGAAUGUGUAUGUCACUAUUGGACAGGAGACUCUCGGACCUAUUUGUUAUUCUUGCGAUCGGACGGAUAAUCCCGAACAAUGCCGAAAUUCUAAAACUUGCUCGGUCGAUCAGGUAUGCAGUGUCCAGGAAGUGUCAGCUCCACACGGUGACGUCUACUUUUGGUCUGGCUGCGAAGAUCUAGAUAUUUGUGAAGAUCUUUCCUAUACUGGAACAUUAAAUCAGAUUCUAGGCAAACGACAGGUGUCCAGCCAACAGUCGCGCUGUGUUUAUUGCUGUAAUACCGACUUGUGUAACAAAAAUUGCACUUCAUUUGUUAACUUAGCCCUUCACAAACCUGCGUUUGAGAGUUCAGUUUAUGUGGGAGUAUACGGUAACCCUGAGCUUGCUGUUGAUGGUGAUACAACAAAGAACUAUUACAAAGGUUCCUGCAUGCAUACUCAAAACAUGCACUAUCCGUGGUGGGCGGUAGACUUACAAAAUGAUUACAGAAUUACUAAGGUUAAAUUGUUCGAGAGGGGUGAUGCCGCUGAUGGUCGUUCCUUCCAUCUUACAAUUUUGGUAAGCUCGUAUAACGCAACAACGUUAGAUAAAGAUUCCCCUAUGUUCACAAAAUGUGGCUAUUAUUACGGCCAUUCCAGCGACGGAAACGUCAUUACAAUCGAUUGUCCAAGAAAUACGCACGGGCGAUGGGUCCGUGUUCAACAGAGUGAUCCGCACAAUGAAUAUCUGCAUCUUUGUGAAGUUGAAGUGUACGGUUUCUAGAGGCAUAUAAUGUGAAGAAAAGAGUUAAAAAUAAAUAAAAAGUAAAUAAAGAAUAUA